CAUAGAGAGUACAAAAGUAGAAAAAGUCUUUCCUGGCUUGCACUGUGGUCUUUUCUUUUCGUUUUUUACCUCACUUCCCUCUAACCAGACAAAGCAUUAGAUUAAAAGCAAAGUUCAUCUCUUCUUCUUCAAUUUAGUUUCGUUCCAUCUGUGCAAUCAAAGCAUUUUAUUAUUCUUACAGAUUAACUUUGUUGGUUGAUAAGAUGUGGGCGGCUUCUUGCCUUGCGUCUUGCUGUGCGGCGUGCGCCUGUGAUGCGUGCCGAACUGUGGUUUCCGGGAUAAGCAGGCGAUCCGCUAGGAUUGCGUACUGUGGUCUCUUUGCUUUGUCUUUAAUUGUUUCAUGGAUUCUCCGUGAAGUUGCUGCUCCUCUGAUGGAGAAGCUCCCUUGGAUCAAUCACUUCCAUAAGACACCUGAUAGAGAGUGGUUUGAAACAGAUGCUGUGCUGCGGGUUAGCUUGGGGAAUUUUUUGUUCUUUACUAUUCUUGCAACUCUAAUGGUUGGUGUAAAAAGUCAGAAGGAUCCUCGUGAUGGUUUGCAUCAUGGUGGAUGGAUGAUGAAAAUCAUUUGUUGGUGUGUUUUGGUGAUUUUUAUGUUUUUCCUUCCAAAUGAGAUUGUCAGCUUCUAUGAGUCGAUGUCAAAGUUUGGCUCAGGAUUGUUUCUUCUGGUUCAAGUUGUCCUUUUGUUGGAUUUUGUUCACGGAUGGAAUGAUAAAUGGGUUGGAUAUAAUGAGCAGUUCUGGUAUAUUGCUCUGUUUGUCGUUUCACUUGUUUGCUAUUUGGCAACAUUUGUCUUCUCGGGAUUUCUUUUCCAUUGGUUCACACCAUCUGGACAGGACUGUGGGUUAAAUACUUUCUUUAUUACUAUGACCCUCAUUCUCGUGAUUGUUUUUGCUAUUGUCGCACUGCAUCCUGCUGUAAGUGGUAGCAUUCUGCCAGCUUCAGUUAUAUCUGCAUACUGCAUGUACCUAUGCUACAGUGGACUUGCCAGUGAACCAAGGGAAUAUGAGUGCAAUGGUCUCCACAAACACUCAAAAGCUGUUUCCACAGGCACCCUCUCUAUUGGCCUGCUUACAACUGUUCUGUCAGUAGUCUAUUCUGCUGUCCGUGCUGGAUCCUCUACAACUCUUCUCUCCCCACCAAGUUCACCCCGUGCAGGUGCAGGGAAGCCAUUGCUGCCAUUGGAAAACAAGAUAGCGGAAGAACAUGAAGAGAAGGAGAAAGCUAAGCCAGUCACUUAUUCUUAUGCGUUCUUCCACAUCAUCUUUUCGCUUGCUAGUAUGUAUUCUGCAAUGCUUUUGACUGGGUGGUCAACCUCAGUUGGGGAGAGUGGGAAGUUAGUUGAUGUGGGGUGGCCCUCUGUGUGGGUCCGGAUUAUUACUGGCUGGGCAACCGCGGGUCUCUAUGUUUGGUCUCUGCUAGCACCAAUUCUCUUCCCUGACAGGGAGUUCUGAGUUUCCUUUGGGUGAUACUGAGACAGAUAUGAAUGGAUGUUCAAGUCAGUGUGUAUAUGUGAUGUAAUGACAACUUUCUCUAACUUGCAUUGUCAAAAGUGGAGUCUCUACUAGUAUCGUCUAUGACAUGGUAAAACAUGUCUUACUCCACGCAUGAAUUGGACUGGUGAAAAUUUGUGUUGCAUUCGUAUA
Messenger RNA from Ricinus communis (castor bean), 1643 nucleotides. RefSeq names its product probable serine incorporator. Gene Ontology annotation, cellular component: membrane. The transcript has 7 exons. The coding region runs from base 204 to 1451 and encodes 415 amino acids. The record is from RefSeq and is a predicted model, not a curated record. NCBI's taxonomy places the organism in Eukaryota, Viridiplantae, Streptophyta, Magnoliopsida, Malpighiales, Euphorbiaceae.